CAACACACAUUUACACUCUCUCACUCCGACUCUCAGUACCUCUGUCCAGACAGCUGCUCCAGACCACGCCGCCCAUUUCCAUUCAAACUUCAAGCCACACUUCUGAGUGUGUGAGCCAGCAAUUCAUCCAGAGCCUGCUGUGCCUUUUUUAGGAGACUCAUAGUUUGUAAAAGUUUCGGUUGGAGGAACAGUACAGAUACCAUGAUGAGGAUCAUACUGCUGCUGCUGGUCGCCCUGACGGGUCCCUUUUGUACCUUUACCAGCGCAAGUACUCUGGUGGCGCCAACAGCUUUUGAUCUGAAUGUAACAGCAAAAGUUGAACCAGUCCAGCCUACUGUUACAGAAAAAACAGAGGAACCAACUUUAGCUUCAACAGUAGAGCCUGUUUCUGCGGUUACGGAGGUGUCUGCUACAGCGGCAAAUACAACAGUGGUUACCACACAUAUACAAUCAACGGUAUCAGAAGCAGAAAACACAACAGAUCCAACAACUACAUUAACAGAAUCUGUUACCGAAACCGAAGAGCCAGUUACUCCUACUGUCACUCAAGAAAUACCCACAACAAUGAAAGAAAAUAAUGCUACAGCAAUGGCCGAGAAAGAUGUGAAAAUAGAAGAAGCUAUGGGCACAGGACAGUUGGCGGGGAUUGUAAUCGGUGCAUUGAUCGCAGUUAUUGUUGUCAUUGCUGUUAUCAUCUUGGUGGUCAGGAGAAUGGGCCAAUACUCACCCUGAAAAGAACGUCGCAAGACAGCAAGAAAAGAGGAAAUUCUGGAUGUUCUGAUUGUGAACUAUUUUUCUUCUAGCUGCACUAUCCAGGACUAUAAGGGAGAGCAGGAGAGUUCGCAUCCUCAUUUUAAUUCAUAAGGAUUCCCUCCCUAACCCUUCUUCAACCUCCUAAUUUACCCCAUCUCCCCUUAUUUAGCUUAAGUAGCCCCAUUUAUGCCCCCUAAAGGCCACAGGAAGUUAGUGUAUCUACAUUUUAAAAUGCAUAUCAAUGUAAACAAGAGACGUGUGUAUGUGGUCAAGAUAACUGUGAGUUUGCAAGCAAAAGCUUUUUUUUUAUUCCAGUGUAAAUAUCAUACAAGAAAACUCCACAAUCUCUUCACCUGUCAAAAUAUUUAACAAAAUACAAAACGAAGCUGAUCCAGGAUAUCAUCUGCUUUUCAGAGGGGCGCAAAUUAAAAAUAUGUGUCAUGUGUGUUGCUCGUGUUUUCAAAAUAUGUGUUUGUUGCAUCAUGUGAACCAUGUGCAUCACGUGUUUUGUCAAAAUAAGUGCCUGCUGCUGCAAACGUGUCAAAACCGUUUAUGAUAAAAGAGACGCUCGCGUUCACAGAAUAAACGCAAGACACUCCCUUAACAGUAAACUCUGAUUACGCAUGAGAUUAUGCGAGUAUCUGGCAAAUGCGAUCUUCUCUUUUAUCAUAAACCCUUUAGACGCGUCUGCAGCAGGCACUUAUUUUGACAAGUCACGUGAUGCACACAGGAUCACUCGACGCGCCGAACACAUAUUUUGAAAUUACGAACCACAAACAUGACGGAUUACAUACAUGUUGUGACGAACUUCGCAUUGUGCGCCCUCGAAUAAAGAAGUCAUUGUCGCCACUGCAGGAUAUGAUUUCAAUUCUUAAUAUUUUCAUGCAAAGGUGUCCAAAGAGAAUGACGCAUUAUGUACAGUUAAAUUGUCAUAGGCAGAUACUGAGGACAUGUUUUGGUGUUGAUCUGUCUGACUCAUUUUUAUAAAACGUCUCAAGCGUCUAUAUAUAAAGUAUUUGUUAAGGAGAGCGAAAACAUUAGGGCUCCCAUUUAAGUUUAGGGUUUUUUUGCAUACAUUUUUUUAUUUAAUUUAAUUGCAUUAAUAAAAAAGAGACUUGCUUGUGUGUUCAAAACUGUCACCCAUUCCAAAAGUGACUUACUAUCAGAUUAGCUCCAGCGCACAGCUGCUUUUGGCAUUAGCAGACAAAAUCUGUUCCUCACCCUGUAGUGUGCUUUUUUAACAGCAUACAGUCAUUUUCAGACAUCUCGCAUGAUUUACAGUAGUCAGUAUGCAUUUCUCUGUGUCAGUGUUGGGAUUUUACGCUAAAGUUUAUUAUGUGUCUUACGUGUGUUCUUAGAACUUUGCUAUGUUGGGCUUCCUACGAGAUCAGUAAUUAGUGCACUGAAUACUGAAAAGUAAAUGUUCAUAAGAAGGGGCUUUAGACACUGCAACUGUUUGCUACGAUGUUUUGCUGUUUUCUAUAAUGUUUUUGCCAGAUUUCUCGUUAUAGUUUGUUACAUGUUUGCAGUUCCGGAGACCUCUAAAAACAGUUUUUGGGGUAUUUUCUGUUAUUAUUGUUCAUUCUGUUUCAAUAAAAAAAGUUUAAAUGUUACAUUUC
Messenger RNA from Misgurnus anguillicaudatus (oriental weatherfish), 2372 nucleotides. It is a transcript of the gene pdpn, whose product is annotated as podoplanin. NCBI's taxonomy places the organism in Eukaryota, Metazoa, Chordata, Actinopteri, Cypriniformes, Cobitidae. Gene Ontology annotation, biological process: cell migration; cell adhesion; signal transduction. The record is from RefSeq and is a predicted model, not a curated record.